AUAUUUAUAUACAGUAGAUUUUUGUAUCUCUUCCUCGGAACCUUUCUCCCAAUAUCACAAUCUUCUUCUUCGCCAACCUUAUCUCUCUCUUUCUCUUUCUCUCUUUUUCUUGUUAUUAACCUGUUAAAGGCUCAAAUAUUUAGAUUAUUUCUCGGACUUGUAGAGAUAGAGAGAAAGAGAGAGUGUGUCUAACAAAAAUGGAAGCUGUUCUACAAACAAAAGGGCUUCUUUAUCUGCCUUCAAAACCCAAAACCAGAGCAUUUUACCCAUUACCUCAAGGGGGUUUAAGGCACCGAUUCAAUUCUUUUAAUUCUCUUAAACCUAAACCCCUUGAAGGAUUAUCUCUAUCUUUAUCUUCUGAUGGUUUCCAAAAAUUUCAAGGCUUUGCUAAAAAGCCACAAUUGAUUAGUCAAAAGAACAGAUUUUUUCCAGUUUGUAAAGCAGAGGCUGCAGCUGCAGCUGAUGGGGUACCACUUUUGGGAGAAAAUGAGUCACCUAAAUUCAUGGGAAUUGAGCUUGUGACACUCAAGAAAAUUAUUCCACUUGGGCUUAUGUUCUUUUGUAUUUUGUUUAAUUACACAAUCUUGAGAGACACUAAGGAUGUUUUGGUUGUAACAGCUAAAGGGUCAAGUGCUGAGAUUAUACCUUUCUUGAAAACAUGGGUGAAUUUGCCUAUGGCUGUAGGCUUCAUGCUUUUGUACACAAAGUUGGCUAAUGUGUUGUCAAAGCAGGCUCUUUUCUAUACUGUGAUCCUUCCCUUUAUUGCUUUCUUUGGGGCAUUUGGGUUUGUUUUGUAUCCCCUUAGCAAUUACUUUCACCCCACAGCUCUUGCUGAUCAACUUUUGAACAUUCUGGGUCCAAGGUUUCUUGGACCAAUUGCUAUAUUGAGGAUCUGGAGUUUCUGUUUGUUCUAUGUCAUGGCUGAGCUUUGGGGAAGUGUGGUGGUUUCAGUUCUUUUUUGGGGGUUUGCUAAUCAGAUUACAACAGUUGAUGAGGCUAAAAGAUUCUAUCCAUUAUUUGGACUUGGAGCAAAUGUUGCUCUUAUUUUCUCUGGUCGUACAGUGAAGUACUUCUCUAAUCUGAGAAAAUCGUUGGGUCCUGGAGUUGAUGGUUGGGCCGUCUCUUUGAAAGCAAUGAUGAGCAUUGUAGUGCUGAUGGGGCUUGCGAUCUGUGGCAUUUACUGGUGGGUGAAUCACAAUGUUGCGCUACCGAACCGUAGCAAGAAGAAGAAGGAGAAGCCUAACAUGACCACGAUGGAGAGCUUGAAAUUUUUGGUCUCCUCAAAGUAUAUCAGGGAUCUUGCAACAUUGGUCGUAGCAUACGGCAUAAGUAUCAACCUUGUUGAGGUUACUUGGAAAUCAAAGCUCAAAGCUCAGUUCCCAAGCCCAAACGAAUACUCUUCUUUCAUGGGUGACUUCUCUACUGCUACUGGGAUAGCAACUUUCACGAUGAUGUUGUUAAGCCAGUGGAUAUUUGACAAAUAUGGUUGGGGAACAGCAGCUAAGAUAACACCCACGGUCUUGCUUCUUACUGGAGUUGGAUUCUUCUCCCUGAUUUUGUUUGGUGAUCCCCUUGCCCCUGCUCUUGCCAAGUUUGGGAUCACUCCUCUUUUAGCGGCUGUCUAUGUGGGUGCUAUGCAGAACAUUUUCAGUAAGAGUGCAAAGUACAGUUUGUUCGAUCCUUGCAAAGAAAUGGCCUAUAUUCCUCUGGAUGAGGACACCAAGGUUAAAGGGAAGGCAGCAAUUGAUGUUGUCUGCAAUCCACUGGGAAAAUCUGGAGGAGCCUUGAUACAACAAUUCAUGAUUUUGACUUUUGGUUCGCUUGCCAACUCAACUCCCUACCUUGGAGGUGUGCUACUAGUAAUUGUACUUGGAUGGUUAGGAGCAGCCAGGUCUUUAGACGGCCAAUUCACUGCAUUGCGUCGUGAGGAAGAGCUCGAGAAGGAAAUGGAAAGAGUAGCAGUGAAGAUCCCUGUUGUGUCACAAGAUGAAAGUGGAAAUGGUUCUCUUACAAGUGACUCGUCGUCACUGAAUCCCACGGGAGGUGACUCAGCCGGUGCAUCAACUGAACCUUCGUCCCCAAGGAAUGUGUAAUUUUGCUGUUAUAUCACCUCCAAAGCAGGAGGAAUAUGAAAACAAAAUAGGAGAUGCAUGUCGGUUGCAGGUUCAACUAUUCAAUGAAGUUCCCAAAAAUUUUCUUGGUUGUAGGAAUUUGUUCUUACUCGAUAGAAAUAAAUACGAAUAGAAGGACAAGAAUGUCACUGACUUGGCUGCCCUUAGAUGUUGUAAGCUUAUUGGAGUAGUUCCAAUCAUUCAGCUUUAUAGCUCUCAUGAUAUGAAAAUGCUAUUUGCUGCUAACUUGCUGUGUAGCGAACACUUCGAGAAGAAUCUUCGACUGAUGUGUGGAAAGAAGAGCAGAAUAAUUCUGUGCAUACGCUUCUACAUGCU
Nicotiana tabacum (common tobacco) is the source of this 2447-nucleotide messenger RNA. Its product is annotated as plastidic ATP/ADP-transporter-like. Gene Ontology annotation, biological process: nucleotide transport. The record is from RefSeq and is a predicted model, not a curated record. NCBI's taxonomy places the organism in Eukaryota, Viridiplantae, Streptophyta, Magnoliopsida, Solanales, Solanaceae. Gene Ontology annotation, cellular component: membrane. Gene Ontology annotation, molecular function: ATP:ADP antiporter activity.